CCAAUAUAUAUCAGAAACAGAGAGUAACACAAACACAACACAAGACAACACAAGAAAAAACUCUCUCCUCUGUUCUGCUCUGCUUUGCUCGGUUCUUCCUGAAUAGGGGCAGCAUGUCUUCCACUUCAACCUUCAAUGGCCACUCCAAAAUUGCUCCAAACAACACUGACACCCCUUUUUCACCCCCUCUCCGGCCCUCCUCCCGCCGCACUCCCUCCUUCUCCUCCUCCCCUUCUCUCUCCUCCAACUCCUCCUCCUCCUCCACCUCCUCCUUUUUCCACCAUGAUUCUCCCUUAUUCAGUCCCAGCACUCCCCUCCGAUCUUUCUUGGGAGUCCCAUUUUCCUGGGAAAAAUUGCCGGGAAUUCCCAAGAAACAACUUUCCAAGAAAAUAGACCCAUCACUAAGCCUCCUCCCAUUACCCCCUGCAGGGACUCCAACCCCAUCUUCCUUCUCCUCCAAGAAAAUCAAUUCCAAUUUCCAUCAAAAUUCCCCGCUCCGAAAGAAGAAUUUCACUAGUGAGAGCUUCAGGAGGGAAAUAGAUCCAUUUUUCAUGGCAUUAAUGGAGUGUUCAAAGGAUGAUCAUGAUCAUGAUCAUGAUGAUCAACAAAACCCAAUUGGCAGUUUCAAUCUUUGGAAGAGCUCAAAGGUCACUAGGACUUUGAGUGAUCGAUUUGGAUUCAUCAACAUGUACACUUCUUGCAAGAGUACUUGCCCUGUUUCAGAGUCCGUCAUUUAUAUUCCAAGGUCUGGUCGUUCAUAAAAACUUCGGGGACCGGACGGCGAAGCUUUGAUCUCAUGUUAAAUGUUCCAAAGUUAUAGAAACUUUGAAAUUUGGGGUAUGAAUAUUUUUUCUUUAUCUCUCUCUGUUUCUUGUUGGCAAGUUCUAUGGCAUGUGAAGACAACUACUGUGUUCCCUAAGCUUUGUUUUUAGUUUUACUUUUAUGUAUUAGAAUUACUAGGGACCGGUGUCAAUUUGUGGGGGUUUUUUUAAGGGUAUGAAAUGCAAUAUUUCGUAUUAUAUUUA
Camellia sinensis is the source of this 1025-nucleotide messenger RNA. RefSeq lists its product as uncharacterized. NCBI's taxonomy places the organism in Eukaryota, Viridiplantae, Streptophyta, Magnoliopsida, Ericales, Theaceae. The record is from RefSeq and is a predicted model, not a curated record.